Messenger RNA from Synchiropus splendidus (mandarinfish), 1594 nucleotides. RefSeq names its product N-myc (and STAT) interactor (gene nmi). The transcript is spliced from 8 exons. The record is from RefSeq and is a predicted model, not a curated record. Gene Ontology annotation, cellular component: cytoplasm. The coding region runs from base 556 to 1593 and encodes 345 amino acids. NCBI's taxonomy places the organism in Eukaryota, Metazoa, Chordata, Actinopteri, Syngnathiformes, Callionymidae.
AUAUCCAUGCUGUUGUUCUCAUAUGAAGUUGUCAAAAGUGGAGUUUGUGGCGGGGCUUUUUGAUAGUGAAAGUGAAUAGAUACUCCCCUGUAUAUAGCCAUCCAAGACUCCAUCUCAAUCUAUCACAUUAGUAAGCACAUGAUCAAUCUGUUUGUUAGUCCGGUGUUUCCCCCGCAAUGCUCCAGAGGGGGCGCUGCGCCACCCUAACGCUGACACGGUGCCUUGGAUGAUGAUUUACUCUUGGUUAGCUACGCUCUCUGUGUCCAUCUCAGCAAUGUGAAGCUUUUGUUCCUUCAGUCUCACGCUGCCCUCCGAGGCAGCCUCCUUCACGCCCCCUGAUUGUCCACAACAGCAGAGAUUAUGGAAAGAUGGAAAGGUUUUUCUUUCUUCUCAGAACUCACCUGAAGUCAAGCGUAAACACUGGCACGUAGUUCGCUUUUUUUGUCUCCCUCUUGUGGAUUAUUGUCGAACUGGAUCUUCGUUUGAACUCAGUUCAGACUGGAAUUUUGAACUUCUUGUGAUUUUCUGAGUUUAUCUUUUUGCCAUGCACUGAAAAUGGUGGAAAAGGCAGAUGACCAAAAGGGCUGCACGCUGUUGGAAAAAUACGACGAAGAGGACGCGAAAGCCAAUGCCCAGCGGAGAAUGCUUUCCUUAGCCAAUGAACAGGAAGGGCGCCAGAGAGCGUUUGCUGAGGAAAUGAAAACUGUUCAGGACAAAGUCCUGGACAUGAGCAAAGUCAAACUGGAAAUGGAGAAUGAAUUGAAGAGACUGCAUGAUGAGCUGGAAUCCAAGAAAGCGGAGGCUGCCAAACUGAAGCAGAAAUUUGAGAUUGAUGCUACCAUUCCGCACAGAGAGGUCAAAUUUACCGGACCACAUUUGUACGAGGGAGUGGAUAACUACAGAUCCAUCAGAGGAGUAUUUGCCAUCAGCCAGACACCAACUCUACUGCUUACUGGAGGACAAGCAGUCAUCGCCUUCGAGGAUGAGACAGUGGCUUCUCAGAUCCUGAAGCUAGCCAAGUGCUCUGUGGCCUGUGAGCAGACCGUUUUGACUGUGAAGCCAAAGAGAAUAUGCUUGAACCCCACUGUUCUGUUUGAGAUCCACCUUGAGGUUCCUAAAAAUGAGCUGAAGGUCACCGACAUCCCUGCAGUCACGUCUGAAGAGAGGACCAAGACCAGUCUGGAGCUGAGCUUCUGCCGUGCGAGCACCGGAGGAGGAGAGGUUGAGAGAGUGGAGUAUGAUGCCACCGACGGGAGUGCUGUCAUCACCUUUCUGCACACUGGCGUGGCAGAAAAUCUUGUUCAGAGAGGGAAGUACAAUGUGAACCUCAACAAACAAGUUGCAGUGAAGGUUGAGCCCAUUUACAAAUACAAGCUGCUUCAGUUUCAGACCUUCUGCGGGACCUCAAAGCGAACAGUACUCAUAGAUGACAUAGAAGACGAUGAAGAUGUGGAGGACCUUUUGGACUACCUUGAGAUCCACUUUCAGAAGCCCAGCAACUAUGGUGGUGAAAUUGAAUGCAUCAAGUACAUCCCUGGCCAGAAGGCUCAACAGGCCUUCUUUCAACUGAACAGCACGGCCCCCCAAAAGUGAA